AUGGGAAGAGGAAAUCAAACAGUGGUGGCAGAAUUUAUCCUUGCUGGGUUUUCCAAUUUCCCAGACCUGCAGAUUCCGUUGUUUCUGGUGUUCUCUCUAAUUUACCUGGUUACUUUGAUGGCAAAUAUAAUCAUCAUCACUGCGAUAAGGCUUGACCGCAGCCUCCACAUCCCCAUGUACUUCUUCCUCUCCAUCCUCUCCUUCUCAGAAAUCUGCUAUUCACUUGUCAUUAUCCCCAAUAUGCUUGCAAAUCUUCUAAGAGAAAAGAAGACCAUCUCCUUCAUUGGCUGUGCUACUCAGAUGUGCAUUUUCCUGGGCUUUGGGUGCACAAAUUGUAUGCUUCUAGCAGUAAUGGGGUAUGACCGAUAUGUGUCCAUAUGCAAACCUUUACGUUAUCAGAUUUUGAUGAAUCAAAGUCUCUGCACCAAACUGGUGGCUUGUUCAGCAACAACUGGAUUUCUUUUUUCCACCUCAGAGACUAUAAUCAUAUUUACCUUGCCUUUCUGUGGACCAAAUAAACUUAAGCACUUCUUUUGCGAUUUAGCUCCUUUGCUUGAAUUAGCCUGUGGCCGAAACUACAUAGGAGAAACUGUCAUUUUCAUUAUUUGUGUUUUGGUUGUAAUUUGUGCAUUCCUGUUCAUCCUUCUCUCAUACUUUUUAAUUGUUAACACUGUCUUGAAAAUCCCCACAACGGCUGGGAAGCGUAAAGCCUUUUCCACUUGUGCCUCCCAUCUUAUUGUGGUCGUGGUGCACUUUGGUUGUGCUUCCAUUAUCUAUUUAAGGCCCAAAUCCAGAUACACACUAGAUGAAGACACUUUUAUUUCUGUCUCUUACACAAUGGUGACUCCCUUGUUGAACCCCUUAGUGUACAGCCUGAGAAACAAAGAUGUUCAAAUAGCGCUUAAGAAAUCGCUUGGCAAAAGCUCCUGCACCCAAAGAAUGUGAAAAUCCAGAAGGAAAUAGUUGUCACCUUGGAAUCAUGAAACACAACAAAUUUUAUUUAACUCUCUGGACGAAGAAUAUCUCUGACAGUUCUGCAGCUGUUCCUUAUCUUUCUACUCAUCUGGAUAUAGAAUAUUCAUUUGGAAAAUGGUGGGCUUGAUUUAGUAGUUAUAACUUUGAUUUUCUGUUUAGUAAAAUGCUGGAAAAACUCCUGCUGCACCCAACAAAUCUGAGAAUCGAGAAGGAAAUGCAAGUUUUCACCUUGAAGAGGAAUCAUCAAACACAACAAAUUUUGUAUAACAUUCUGGACAAAGCAGAUCUCUGAUAGUACUGCAGCAUUAUCUUUCCACUCAUCUAGAUAUGGAAUAUUCAUUUGGAAAAUGGUGGGCUUGAUUUAGUAGUUACAACUUUGAUUAUCUGUUUAGUAAAAUGCUGGAAAGGUGCGGGUGGCGCUGUGGUCCUUUUGAGUGAAUCUGAGCAACGGGGUGAGCUCCCCUUGCUC
Messenger RNA from Podarcis muralis (Common wall lizard), 1444 nucleotides. RefSeq names its product olfactory receptor 10T2-like. Gene Ontology annotation, cellular component: membrane. Lineage: Eukaryota; Metazoa; Chordata; Lepidosauria; Squamata; Lacertidae. Gene Ontology annotation, molecular function: G protein-coupled receptor activity; olfactory receptor activity. Gene Ontology annotation, biological process: G protein-coupled receptor signaling pathway. The record is from RefSeq and is a predicted model, not a curated record.